UACAAGUUAAACCUGUUUGGAGUUGUGCGCCGGGAGUUUCUAUCAAUCGCUGCGCGGAAAUGCGAGCUUUCGAUAUUGCAGCAACUGGAUCACAUCAACAUGCCACAACCCUCCGAGACACAGCCCUACGAGACACGAGACUCGAUCAAAGACAUAUGGGGCCCUCGCACCCCUUACAAACAUGAAUGGCCGACUAGAUGCGACGAACAUACCAUUGACACCCCUGACAAAUGGGUCCAAAGUGCCUGUGUUCUCUGUAGGUCAGUAUACCACCAUUCACCCUAAGUCGCCCAGGCCCUAACAAUAGAGAAAGUAAUGGAUGCGGAAUGGACGUCGGGGUCAAGGACGGCAAGAUAGUUGGCGUGCGCGGCCGCCUCGCUGAUCGGGUCAACAGAGGCAGAUUGGGCCCAAAAGGACUGCACGGGUACGCUUGCUCAUGGCCAUUCUGUGACGUGAUUUGGUGCUAAAGCCUACAGGUGGACGUCAAUCUCGCAUCCAGAUCGGCUUAAGUGGCCGCUUAUUCGGCGGAAUGGUCAACUUGAACGCGCUACUUGGGGUGAGGCGAUGGAUUUGAUUGUCAGACGAACGCAGGAGAUCCGUUCGUGCCUCACGAAUCAUGGCAUCGGGUUCUACACGUCUGGGCAAUUGUUCCUAGAAGAGUACUAUGUGUUAGCUAUGGUUGGGAAAGCCGGGCUGAAUACCUUGCAUAUGUAGGUAUUCGUUGCCCCCCCACCCCCCCUCCUAGUUCCGUGAACGUUUUGGUCAAGCUUCAGUUGCUUGAUUUUGAUCGCGAAUGAGUCAAGCUAACUCGCUCAGGGAUGGUAAUACCAGGCUUUGCACAGCGACAGCAGCAGCCUCAAUGCGAGAGUCGUUUGGGUCCGAUGGCCAGCCAGGUUCCUAUUCCGACGUUGACUAUACCAAUUGUUUGUUCAUGGUAGGCCACAAUGUUUCAGCAACUCAGACAGUCCUCUGGUCUCGCAUCUUGGAUAGACUUGAUGGUCCAGAUCCGCCCAAGCUUAUCGUAGUCGAUCCAAGGAGGUCUGAGACUGCAAAACGAGCAACAGUCCACCUAGCAGCCAGGAAUGGGACAAAUUUAGCUCUGCUAAAUGGAAUUCAGAACUGUCUGUUUCAGAAUGAUUGGGUCAAUUGGGACUACGUCCAAGCACACGCCGUUGGGCUGGAUGAACUGCGGAAGACGGUCGAGAAAUACACCCCGGAGUACGUGGAACGCAUUACCGGGGUUUCCAAGGCGAAGUUGGAGGAGGCAGCUCGGAUCAUUGGAACAACAGACGCACUUCUGUCGACCGCCCUACAGGGAGUCUACCAAUCGAAUCAGGCAACUGCGAGCGCAUGUCAAAUCAAUAACAUCAAUCUUCUUCGCGGGCUGAUCGGUAAACCGGGAUCUGGGAUUCUGCAGAUGAACGGCCAGCCCACGGCGCAGAACAAUAGGGAGACCGGAUGCGACGGAGAGUUUCCUGGGUUUCGGAAUCACGAGAACAAAGCACAUAUGCAGGAGAUCGCAGAUCACUGGAACAUUGACUACAUCAAGAUGCCCCAUUGGAACCAACCCACACACAUCCAGAAUAUGCUCAAAUUCAUCGAAAAUGGGAGUAUAGAGAUGCUGUGGGUCUCUGGCACAAACCCAAUGGUCAGCUUGCCGCACCUUGCCAAAGUUCGUAAGCUCUUGACAAAGCCAGACCUCUUCCUUGUGUGUCAGGAUAUCUUCCCAACCGAGACGACUGCAGUGGCGGACGUCGUGUUGCCCGCCGCACAGUGGUCUGAAAAGACCGGAUGCUUCACUAACGCUGAUCGCACGAUGCAUCUAGCCAACAAGGCGGUCGAUCCCCCAGGUGAGGCUCGGUCUGAUCUGGACAUUUUUCUGGAUUUCGCGCGGAGGAUGGAGUUCAAAGACAAAGAAGGCAACCCCUUGUGUCCGUACAAGGAGCCUGAAGAGGUGUUCGAGGCUUGGAAAAGGAUGUCAUUCGACAGACCGUGCGAUUGCAGCGCCCUCUCUUACGCAAAGCUGCAGGGUGGGUCUGGUAUCACCUGGCCGUGUACGGCUGAAUAUCCCUUAGGUCGCGAGCGCCUUUUCGAUGACGGAAAGUUCUUCACGGAUGAAGACUACUGUGAGAGCUAUGGUCAUGAUCUGGAAACGGGAGCGCCCUUUACCAAAGCCCAGUAUACGGCGAUGGCACCAGCCGGACGCGCAAUUCUAAAAUCUGCCCAUUACAUGCCCCCAAGGGAAGAGCCAGAUGAAAACUUCCCACUGCGGCUGUCAACGGGGCGGAACGUGUAUCACUUCCACACGCGUACCAAGACAGCUCGCAACCAGCGCCUACGACAGGCAUACAAGGAGCCAUCGGUGCAAGUUUCCAAGACCGACGCACAGGCGUUACAACUGAUGGAUGGAGAGAUGGUCGUCGUUAAGUCCAGGAGGGGCCAGGUCCAGCUACCUGUUUCCAUUGGUGUGAUUGAGGAUGGUCAUGUGUUUAUCACAUUUCACUUCGGCGAUCUUGAUAGUGAUGGAAGAGCUCGUGCGGCGAAUGAGCUGACUAUAGGUACUGUUUCUUAG
Aspergillus melleus is the source of this 2572-nucleotide messenger RNA. RefSeq names its product molybdopterin oxidoreductase family protein. Bases 794 to 2572 code for a protein of 592 amino acids. The transcript has a single exon. Lineage: Eukaryota; Fungi; Ascomycota; Eurotiomycetes; Eurotiales; Aspergillaceae. The record is from RefSeq and is a predicted model, not a curated record. Gene Ontology annotation, molecular function: oxidoreductase activity; molybdopterin cofactor binding.